AUGGCGUUUUCGGGCAACCUCGCCCCUGUCUUCGGCGUGACAUCAAGUCCGUACCAGAAGGCCUCGGGCAAAGCUGCCAGCGACGAUGAAGAAGAAGACGACGAAGUGGUCUUCCUCGGUGAAAAGUCGGCACCGACGACGACGAAGCCGCUGACCAAGGUCGAGCUCGAGUAUCGCAGAGUGCUCCGACGUCGCGACAGCGACGAUUCCUCAGACUCUGACUUGGACACCGAGAACGAGGGAAGAGGCACCACAAACGUCUCGCGCAACUUCUCUGGUACGCAUGUUCAACGCUUUCUCAAAGAUGGUGAAGCUGAUUUGAGUAACCCCAAAGAUUCACCAGAGUCCGCCCGAGCCAAGGUGGCACCUGCUCAAAAGCACUCGCGCUCCUUCCAGUCGUCCUCCAAAUCGUCUGCCAAGACUCCUACCUCCAAGACGCCUGCUGCGCUCGGUGCCUUGCGUUCCGUCACGAGCAAGGGCAAGUCUCGUCCUUCGAAUGCUUCACCUAUGCAAUUCAAAGCUAUCAGUAAUCAAUUCAAAGCUAUUAGCAAUAUGGCUAGUCGAAUCAACGAUCACACUACUGGAAGCACUGGCAGCGCAUCCAAGGGUAUGGGCGGUACAGCUUCCAUGUCUACUCCCAUUGCUCACAUCGAUCCUUCAAAGUCUACCACAUCUACCUCAAAUCACACUGAUGGGGUGGAUGAUGGCCUUGAUGUCGAGAUGAUCGACGAGCCUGUCCCUGCGAUUCUACCUAGUCCGACCAGAACCUCUGCGCCCCCAACCCUGGAGCAACUUAUUCUCGAGAUCGAUGAGGCUGAGAAGGAUGCGCCGUGGCGACAAAAGUUAGAUCGCAGUAUGCAAAUCUCUACCGCUCACUCGACUGGAACACGAAAGGCUGGCGUCACAAAGUCACUGGCCAACAAUGCUACGCUGAAUGCUAGACCUAGCGCGACCGGUCAGGCUAUGAGCAAUACCGAGCUGAAUGCUAUACAUGCAGAUCGUGCCCGAUUGAUUGAAGACUACGCCAAGGCGAGACACAACUACGUCGAAGGAGAGAGUCUCGAGCAAGAUAGACAAGACAACACUGCUCCCAUGCAGAUGCAGGAUAUGCAAGGUCAAGCCAGCCUUGGGCGGGGGCCGCCUCGCAAGCGCACUGCUGCAGCUAUGAGUGAUUUUCAUACUGCGUCUGCCAAGCCAGCCGCUCCUUCGCAUCCGUCUAAGAAGCCUAAGACUGGUGUCAUCCCCACCAACAUCACUCCUGGUAAUUGGGCGAUGGAUAUGACACUAGAACUGUGCGGUGAGGAUCAACACACCAAGCUGGAGUGGCUCAAGCAAAUGGUUCCCGAGAAGUUGCAGGACAAGGCAUGUGUAUGGCUUGGCGCGAUCAUGUACAUCGAUGGAUUGCGUGGUGCUGCUACAGCCUUGCCCGAACGCGGCAGCCAUCAAUGGAAGAAACAUACUCAGACGGCUCUCAGGGACCUCAUCUUACAAGAUUCAUCUUGGGUACCUCCUUCGGAUGCGAGACAUGGACUGCUUAUACCCUACCUCCGACACCUUCGGGCACAGCAGCUUCACAAUACAUCGUCGCACAGCGCCCUGAGUGAAGCUGCAGCGGGGGCUCGCGCUCAAGUCCAGCCUGUGGUGCUGGCCGGCGAAGAUCACUCUGACCAAGACGAUUCGGAGGAUGAUUUCUUAGCAAGCCUGCAGGUCAGAGCUGAGCUUGCGAGAUCAGCUGGCCUAGAUCCCCAGACUCCACUCCAAGCCGUUGGGGCCGGUGGCGAGCCUCGAAAGGUCGACUCGAUCAAGAACCCAUUGAUGGAUCAGGUGAGAAGAGACCAGGAUACAGAGGCCUCCCGGCGUCGAACUCGAACCGGAAUGCUGACCAGCGAUGCUGACGAUGACUUCGGUCUGGAUGAUUCCGCAGCAAACACAUCAGCGGGUAAUAGUGUACAGGCUGGACUUGCGAAGGGUUUGUCUGUGGAACAAGAUUCUGUCACAGCCACUAGGGUGUUCGAUGAGGACUCUGCCACACAUUACUCUAUCAUGGCUGCUGCAAGUCCGGAAGAUGGGAGUGCCGAUGUUCAAGCUGUUAUCGACACACAGAACAAAAUUCUUGAGUUGAUCAAAGCUACUUCCAGCUCUCAAGUUGCGGGCCAUCACCAUACUGCUGGCAGUGCAGUUGCGAUAGCUGAACAGAAUGCAACCUACUACUCGGUUCGAGCUGAUCCAGCUGCCAACGCUGAAACCGACCAAUUUGGGACGAUCCAACCACUCAGCAGCCUCCCUCGAAAGGAUGAGUCGGCACCUGCCGGUAAUGCUGGCGAGAACUCACUUACUCGAGAGACUUUGGGCAGCGACAUUGCGUCAUAUGAGAGCGAACGCUGGAUGCACCCACAUGAUGAUGUAGCUGCCGAAGAAGGUCGUCGACUCCGUGUCGGCAACCUUCAUUACGGUAUUUGUACCUGGGAUCUCGAGCAGUUGUUCGAGGCGUAUGACGUCCAACUUAUCAACCUACGAACAGACAAGCUUGGCGAUCACGCCUUUGUCGACCUCUCUUCCGCCGAGCAGGCUCGUCACGCCGCCAGUAAGCUGUCAGGGAACUUUGUUUGUGGGGGACGAGUCACUGUGGAAGUCACGUGUGUACCAAUGAAGGUGAAGGGAGUCGCUACGGCAAUGCAGAAUACAACCACAAGCAACAUACCUUCAUUGCGCGACGGCUUCUGUGGCCCCUGUGCGCCAUCUACCUCAGCUGUUACUCCCGUCAGCCGCAAUGACGACUUAGCAGCCGGCGGCCCAGGAAAUUGCAUGAAGGACAUUGACCAGGAAGAGACUGAACGUGUCUUUGGAAGCCGGGAGAAGACCGCCGCAUCAGACCCUCGCACAGUCGUUCAAGCCCAGACGCCCUCUCGUCCAUCAGCCGGCAAUGUCCGCGUCGAAGCAGCGGCAGCUUCCAAGGUUGACGCAAACUUGACAUCUCUGUUUGCGACAAGUUCAAAGGCCGUGCCCUUCAGAUUCAACUUUUGCCGAGAACCGCUUCGCGCGGAGACUGGGAAACAGCACGACGACUCCACAGGCCCAGUCAUGAUGCCAAAUCGCAAAGGCGAAGUUGCUCAGGACGCGAUCGCUUCGUCUGCUGAUGUUCCGGUUGUUCCUGCAAGAGCACCAGAAGUGUGGAACGCCAUAGCAGACUCAGAUGCCGACGAGUCGGUCCGCAGAUACGACAUGGCGAAAGGCGAGCUCGUCGCUUUCAUCCAAAGCCACAAAGAUGGGGAGAUCGACUACAAUGACGACAACGCGUUGUUCCUGACCUCGCGAAUGUUCUUGCAUCGAUUCGAGGACCGACUGGUUCGUGCUGAGAAGGCUUGGGCGCUGAAAGGGAACCGUUGA
Messenger RNA from Cyphellophora attinorum, 3387 nucleotides. RefSeq lists its product as uncharacterized. The transcript has 2 exons. The coding region runs from base 1 to 3387 and encodes 1128 amino acids. The record is from RefSeq and is a predicted model, not a curated record. Gene Ontology annotation, molecular function: RNA binding. NCBI's taxonomy places the organism in Eukaryota, Fungi, Ascomycota, Eurotiomycetes, Chaetothyriales, Cyphellophoraceae.